Molecule: messenger RNA, 2991 nt
Organism: Moneuplotes crassus
Lineage: Eukaryota; Ciliophora; Spirotrichea; Euplotida; Euplotidae
Source: the annotation of a GenBank genome assembly
CUAAAAACUACCAAAAUGGACAUCCAUAGAGACUUAAGCGAUAUUACUGACUCUCAGGAGAAACAGUGAAUACUGAUAUCUAAUUCUAUUAAGAGACAGAAGGCAUUUGCUAAGAAGAGGAAGAGGAGAGGAAUCCCUGAAAAGGAACCAACCAAGGUUAAGUAUUAUAGAGUUGCUGGUGCUUCGAGUACUAGUGCUUCUUUUAUCCAACCCAGCAGGAAUAUUCAGGCUUUUGGGACGAAGGAAGAAAAUUCAAUGGGGCUUAAUUAUAGUUAUAAUCAGGAACCUGACUAUCAAAAGCCUAUUUUUGAUGAGUAUGCUAAUAAGUUACGGAAUUUAAAAUAUUCAGAAGAGCCUGAAUAUUCUUUUAAAAAACAAGUCCAUGAUAAUCCUUACCAUGGUGAAGAGAGGAUCCCUUCAAGAGGUUCUCAGCCAGAGCCUGAAAUCAGUAGAGCCAAAGAAUUUCAAGUAUUUGGAGAUCAAUCUAGAGAUAAUAAUGCAUAUUCUGGAUCUUAUAAACAGCCUUACCCAGCUCAUCAUAAACCUUUAUCCGCAAAUAGAAUAAAUCGGAAUAAGAAAUCUCAAAUGCAAUACGAAAACCCUGAUAAUGAUAAUCAAGGAUUUGGAAAUUUCGGAAGUUUAGAAGGAACACAGCAGAUAAAACUCAGCAAACAGAAGAAAAGAAAUGAUUUUGUUGCAAGUCUUGAAGAACAAAUUCGUCUCAAAAGUGAAAGACAAAGGAAAGAGAAGGAGGCUGAAAACAAUUAUUCCUUCCCUCCCCAACCUUCCUCUAGUCACUCUCGUCGUAGUCACCCCACUCAACCCACUUCUCAGCAUGCCGACUACCCUCCUCCUUCCUCAAGCCACUCCCGUCGAAACCAGAACCAAUCUAGCAUUCCUAGCUACGAUCAGCUAGAGUCCAAUCCUUAUAGCAACAAUUCCUUACCAGGCAUGGAGGACAGAGAGAAACAGAACAAAAUGGACCGAGUCAGUAAGCAAAAACAAAUGCUUCUCGAACAAAUCGAAGAGCAGAAGAGAAAGAAAGAGGAAGAGAAACGAAGACGCCAACAGGAAGAACUUGAAGAAGAACAGAGGAUUAAGAAGGAAAUUGAAGUCUUGAAUAUGAGGGAAAGAGGAGAACAUGAGACUAAGAAGAAUAAGCAGAAGGAAUUUAGGGAUAUGCUUGACCAGGAGACAGAGAAGAGGAGCAAGAAGGAGCCAAAUAGGGAUUUGGAAGGAAGUAGGGGGACUAUGGGGAGAAAGGAAAGGAAUGAAAUGCCAAGAAGAGUGAAUGAUGUACCUCCUGAGUUUCAAGAUCUUGCUCAAAAUGUUGAGCAGAAGUUAACUACGAAUUAUUCUUCAAUUCCUAAAGGAAAAGAAAUGUUUAAUAAAGAGUUUAAAGGGACUAAUACGCAACGAUUAAAUGAAAUUCAGCUGAAGUUUCAGAACGAAAUAGCUGGGCUAGAGGGGCAGCUUAAGAAGGUACAGGAUGAAUUAAGAAAUAAAGUAAAAUCAGAACAAGAAUUAGUUCAGCUUAAGCAGGAAAUGAAGACAAGAGAAAGCCAAUCAAAUCAACAACAAAGUAGGUUACAAGAACAGUUGAUUGAAUUAAUGAAGGGCUAUCAACAGCAGAUUACCUAUCUGACCAAGAUGAGAGAUCAAUCAGGCCCUCAGCCUUUCGAUAGGCCUGGCUCUAACAGAUCAAUAGGGGGUAAAGCAAAUACUCGUGGACAAGAGCUUAAUAAUUAUGAAAAGAUGCUUUUCACGAAUUCAUCUAAACCCCCAGUUCCUAACUAUGGAAGUUCCAACGUGGUGAUCGACUUUAAUAAUCCCUCUGACAAACCAUAUGUCAAACCUUAUGAGAACAACAACAUGAGCGGAGGAAAUCUUGAUCCAUUUAGCAAUCAGGAUUUUGUUGAUCUAGAUAAAUCAGCUUCUCUAAACGCACAGAGUAAAAUGGUGCCAGUCUCAGUAGAGAAAAAGAAACCUCCAAGACCUGAGAAGAAGACAUAUGAUUAUACUCCUAAAUCUCUUGAAGGAACCAAUGAGCUUGGAGGAACAAAUGGGAGCACCAACAGAAGGCUUAAUAAGGAACUAGAUGAGAUUGAAAAGAUGAACUUGAUGAAUCAGGAAGAAUUUCCUGGUUCUCUGAGAGGAACUGGAAAUUUCGACGAUACCCAGGUGAACCAUCCUCCUGUAUCCCAAGAGAUACUUCCAGACGAUGUUGAGUCAUUAAGGAAUACUUCUAAUUUUGAAGCCCUUCCUCCUCAAGAAAAUGAGAAAGAUAACCUUGGAAACUCUUUUGAAGGAACUGGCACUAUGAAGGUUAAUAGUAAAGAAUUGUCAGAUAAUAGCUUUAAAAAUGGAUCUAGCAAACUCGAAAAAUUCGAAGGAUUUCCAGAACUACCUGAGUAUGAAGGAAUUCAAAAAGAUUACAUUGCCACUAUAAAAUCUCGAGGUUCUAAUCAAGAUAAUCAAAAUGAUUUUGGAGAUCCACUCGAAGGAACAGCAGGAACUGCCGGAACAGGAAAAUCCAUUGAUUUUGAUGAACUCCAAGAGAAAUUAGCACAGAAGAUAGGACCCUCACCAAACAAGCCAUCUGAAGAGCCUCCAAGGCAAGAGAGAAAAAGGUGGGGAAAGCCUAAAGAUCUUCCUAUUGUCCCAACAGAAGAUAGAGUCCCUCCUGUUAACAACCAAACAGACGGUAUUGAUGAUCUUUUAGAGCAAUUUUCUAACAAAGAGUCACAACACAAUGAUGUUCCUGUCUAUGAGUCAGAACCAGAUACUCUCAAAAGGUAUUCAGACGACCACAUAGCUCCAGAAAAAUACCAACCAAAGAUGGAAAGUAUUCUUGAGCAAAGUAAUGAGUUCACUAAAUCUGGAGAAAAUGACCUUCUCUCCAAGUCUGAGAGGAAACUCAUUGAACAAGAGCUUAAGAGGGCAAAGGGCGAAGAAUAACCAGUAAUUAACAUUUAUAAUUCAUCUGCUGUU